AUGGAUCACAUCGUUUCGGACACGCUCUUCCGCGAAAUCAUCAGAUAAGACAUAAUUUUGAGUGUUCUGUACUCCUGUGACUUAAUUAACCACUUUUCUUUGGAUUUGCCUCACUUUUCUCCUAUUGACUUCUUGUUAUCUCGUAAUUGUGAGACAUCGUAGAAUUAUUUGCUCGACAUUUGUGGGACUUGAUCAAUUUUUUGUGUCUUUGUAUUGGACUCUGUGAGUGUUACCACUCUGAGAAUCAUCGUCCAGAGAGUUCUUCUUCAGUGGCAAGCGAAAAGUUCAGUGAGACACAUCAGGCACACUCUACGGCUGUUCAUGCUUUAUCGCACAAGAUCGAAUUUUAUGUGGCCUUUUAUCUCGUGUGAUACUCUGUGAUAAAUCCUCAAGGAUGAUGCAAUCGCGAGGAUCUGGAAUUGCAAUCGUUCUUCUCUUUAUUGUGAUUGUCUGUGGGUGUUUUGUGCCAACAAGUGCCAAAGAGUGCUAUAAUAUAGACAUUCGCAACAAUGUGGGUCAAUUUGCCAAAUUGCAAAAUUGUACAGUCGUGAUCGGUUACCUCAAUAUUGUCCUCCUGGAGCGAACCACCGAGACUCACUUUAAGAAUCUCACCUUUCCCGAACUCAGAGAGAUAACCGGCAUGUUGGUCGUCUUUCGAGUGUACGGAUUGAAAACCUUCAGGACACUCUUUCCGAAUUUAACAGUCAUCCGCGGAGCUCAUCUUCUGGCCAAUUAUGCUCUGGUAGUGUACGAUAUGCCGCAUCUGGAGAAUCUGGGCUUCAGAGCUCUCCUCUCCGUUCAACGUGGCUACGUGCGAGUGGACAAGUGCAUCAGACUCUGUUUUGUGCACACAAUAGAUUGGAAUAAAAUCACAGGGACGAAUGGCGGAGGCAAUUACAUUCAGAAAGACAUUAUGCCCACGUGUCCCGAUGGAAGGGUGGCUUGCAAAACAUGCGAACGAGACUUAUGCUGGAACACCUUUAAUUGCCAGAGAUUCGAAGGUGUGGAAUCGAUGUUUCCUCAUCGGUACAAGGACUGUGACCCAAAGUGUCUCGGGGGAUGCAUAGAUGGGAAAUGCGUCGUCUGCAGAGUUGUGACGGACAACGAUAAUUGCGUGGACUCUUGUGACCCGCCAAAACUGCUGGACAAAUUGUCACAGCGUUGUGUGGAUGGAUCCAAGUGCUACGCUGAGGGCAAAAUAGUUCACGAUGGAAAGUGUCUUGAGGAAUGUCCCAUUGGAUUUAUGAAUGUCACCCACAAAUGCCAGAAAUGUAAAGGCCACUGUCCCAAAACUUGCUACGGUAGCCAAAUAGAUUUUAUUGAAAAUGCUGAGAAACUUCGCGGAUGCACCAUCAUUAAUGGUUCACUCCAGAUCAAACUGAAUACAGACAUGGCUCAAUUGCUGGAUGAACUGGAGGAGAAUCUGGGUGCAAUCCAGGAAAUUCACGGAUUUCUGAAAAUCUACAGAUCGGCACCAAUUUCUUCGCUGAAAUUCCUGAAGAAUCUCCACACAAUUCACGGUGAAGUGCUGGAGAACAAUCAAUUUGCGCUUAUUAUAUAUGAAAAUAGCAAUUUGCAAAAGCUUUUCGACUUCAGCUAUAAUCGCGAUGAGAUGAAAAUUCUCAAUGGUGGCAUGUUGAUUCACUUUAACCAGAAAUUAUGCAAUUCAGAGAUUCAGAGGCUACAGAAUCACACCACCUACAAUAAAACUCUCGAUUACAUCAGCGCAGACUCCAAUGGAUACAAGCAUGCUUGUGAUAUGGACACUAUCAAAACGGAUUAUGAUGUUAUUUCCACCUCUAAUGUGACGAUUUACUGGGAAAAAUAUCAUGUGGAUCACAAAGGGGAUGAUGACAACAUUUUAGCAGGAUAUCUCAUUUACUACAUCGAGGCUCCCAAGACUGACAUCACCACCUAUUUCGGGAGGGAUUCCUGCUCCAGGCACAGCUGGAAAUCGGAAUUAAUAGAUUUGAGCAGCAUGAACUUCGACGACGUGAAGGGGAUGUAUGCCUUCAAUUUAAGCGAAUUGAAGGCAAGCACCCAGUACGCAUUCUAUGUUCGCUCCUACCUAUCAUCGGAGGGUAUCAAUGCCCAGAGCAUUAUCAAAUACUUCAAGACGACUAUCGACAAACUCUCCGCGCCAUCAGUUUCCACCAUAAUGAAGACCAGUGACUCAGUUACUUUGGGCUGGGUAAUGCAGUCCUCUCAAAUUCCCCUCAUCGCCAACUACUACAUAGAUGUCUACAAGCGGCCGUACUCGAAGGAAAGCCUGGACACGAGGAAUUAUUGCAAACACCCGCGAACUGAGGACACCAACGAGGACGACUACCCGGCCAAGCACUGUUGCUCGGAUCAUGAUGAGGAGACUUAUCAAAUCCUGAGGCGACACACGAGUUACGAGACCAACCUCAAUUGCGAAGAGGAUCCCUUCCAGCCUGGCUGCCACUUGUUCGAGUACGAUCGUUUCAAGCGCGAACUGGAGUUCCUUGUGACCCAUUGUCACCUCUAUCAUGGUCAAAAUAGUCCGAUAUGCCGGAGCCCUAACAUCAAGUACACUGGCAAGAGGGAAGGAAGCAUAGGCGAUGACACUGGUUUUAGGAUCUUCGUGGAUAAACAUCACACCAACUUCACAGUGCCCAAUCUAGCGCCUUACACUCUCUACACUUUCCAAGUAUUUGCUUGUCAGGAUCUGUAUGAUUGCGGCCCGUACUAUUCGAUGAACGAGCGCACAACGAUUGAUAUUGUGGCAGAUCUCACAAUGAACUUCAGCAUGAUCGACGAGCCAGAGGAGAAGUCGGUGGAGCUCAUGUGGCUGGAGCCUCUGGUCCCAAAUGGACUCACGGUGGCGUACAAGGUAGAGAUGCGACGCAUGGAAGGUGGCGAGCAAGAAUACGAGACUGUCUGUAUCAUGCGCCGAGAUCAUGAGCUCAACAAUAAUAUUUUCAAGUACCACACAUUCGACAUGACUCCCGGAAUCUAUGGGUUUCGAGUCAAGGCGAUCUCUGUGGCGAUGGACGGUCCCUGGUCUGAAUGGGUCUUCUACUAUGUGGAGGAGAAGCACAUGAGCACGGCCACGAAAGUGGCUUUGUCUGUCGUAGGGAUUGGCAUCCUGGCUAUCGCUGUAUCUUGCGGACUUUUCUGGUGGACCAGGCAUCAACGGAAAUCGAGCAAAGCGGAAGACACCGUCGUUCUGAUGUCGGCCAUCGAACCACAGCAGUCCGAAGACGACAACUUUCUAGAGAUGCGGGAAAUUAUCAGAGAAAGACAGCAAGAGGCAGAGCAAAGUCAGGCUGCACAGGCGGAGAGACAAGAAGAAGAAGAGCCUCAACCAGGUCCGUCACGACCGCCCCGGCCAGCGCCCAAACCCGUUUCUCCCGUCAAGGGAUUUGUCUGCAAAUUCCGUCUGGACGAAGGAGACGAUGAAGAGUCAGACGAUGAAGGCAAAUACAAGGCUCGUGUGAUUUUCGAGUAGAGCUUUUCUUAUGUAUAUUGAAUUCAAAUGUUUUAUGAAUGUUUUAUUACUCGCAUUUCAUUCCUGCAACUCAAUACCUCAGUUUUGUAAUAUGUGUACUCUUCCUUCUCAAUGAGAUUACCAAACAUGCGUCUAUAAAACAUUGUAAGAAAGAAUAUAACGAAGCUUUUAUGAAAUUGAAUAAAUUCUCCUAAAUUAA
Molecule: messenger RNA, 3671 nt
Organism: Phlebotomus argentipes
Lineage: Eukaryota; Metazoa; Arthropoda; Insecta; Diptera; Psychodidae
Product: insulin-like receptor
Exons: 7
Coding region: 395-3472 (1025 amino acids)
Molecular function (GO): protein binding
Source: RefSeq, a predicted model, not a curated record